GAUGAAUUGCGUCAAUUGUUGAUUAUCAAUAGCGAGCGCAGAUUUAGAGAUGUAAUAUCCUACACUACGAGCGAGUUAUCUAAUAGCUCUCCUAUUAAUAAUAUCACUUUCUGUCUCUUCUUGAUCGAGCUAUUGACUGUCAAGAUAAACAUCUUUAAGAACGCAGGAGAUGACCAAUCUAUAGACAAUUUGCUGCGUCUACCAACGCGUUUAAGUAAUCUCUAUGCACGUUUAUCGCAAGCGUCCGUACAUCUCCCCUCUAUACUUGAAUCAGACAAUUUUAUGGCAAAGUUUACUAAAGAUUAUUUAUCCACACUUUCCACGACUUGCAGUACACCAAGUUAUCCUCUUGAACGCCUUCAUUUGCUAGGUUUUACACGGUAUAGCGACAGGUUCAAGUCAUUUUGGAGUGUAACUCUGAAAUAUUAUGAUAAGCACAACAAUAGCUGUAAUAAUCUACGUUUAGCGCUUUUGGAUCUUACACCUGCUCAAAUAGCAACUUAUUUUGAAGAAUUCCUCAAUGCACUUAAGGAUUCAAACAGAGAUGUUAAGCAAAUAGCUCACUCGCUGGUUCAAAUGUGGGGUAACAUUGACGAAAACACGUCAACAUUCAUUACGGAUGUACUUAUCAGUGGAAGUAAGGUGCUUCUUGACGAAAGAAUUGUGCGCGCACUCACAUUGUGGAUAUCACAAUCGAAAGUAUCAUUCAACAUCUUCACAAGCAUACUUAACAUUUGGACGAAUCCGUCAUUCAUAAAGAGAGUACCAGUUGAUCAGCUUACAAUGUACUCAACUAUGAUUCUCCUCCUUAUACAGAAAGAAGGUGUUAAGAGGCAAAUACCAAAUACACUUCUAAAUGAUAGCAAUGUUACCCAUGCCAUACCAUCAUACUUGUCGCUUCCUAAUCCCUUCGGUAGAUUGUUAGGUAUGUUGGUUGCACAAUAUCUCGCAAACUAUGAUGGCGUUGAUAGAUUGACGUUUGGAGAUGGUGCCUUUUCAGGUAGCGGUCCAGGGAGGAACGAGAUCCAGCGUCUUAUACAAUUAGUCGACAGGUCGAGAGUCGAUGAUGGUGGUGCGCCUAUACAACAUCUCGAAGAGGAGCAAUCAGAAACAUCAGCGGAUGACAUCUCCAUCACUCAACAUAAUGAUAGCGACAGCGAUGAUUCUAUAGAAGGCUAUGAAAUCGAUUAUGACAAAUUCAAUAUCAAUAAGCCAGACAGUGAUGAUGAAGAGGCAGCUAAUGAUCCGACGAUACUGUCUAAACGCAAAGUCAACAGACCUGUAUACAUAGCUGAACUGAAUGAUAUGCUUAGACAUGACGGCAAAGAGGGUAAUGAAGCAGCCGUAUUGGAGGAAGUCGCACUCAAAUGGGCAGCUGCCUUAAUUAAUGACAAACGCGAACACAGGGAGCUUCUCGAGAAUUCCAACAAUUUGGCUUUCACUUUGCUGACCAUACAAGACCAGUUUGGAUUGGAUGGAUUUGAAGAAUUGCGCAGUGAAGCCCUGAGAGUAUUAAUUGUUUGCUCGCCUCAGCGUGCAGCAUUGUGUCUCAUUCAGCAUCUUUUCAGCACAUCCAUCUCAUUGAGACAGCGUAUAAAUGCUCUCCAAGCUAUAGGAUUAGGUGUUCGCGAACUAUCUAGUGGAAUACCAACUCCUAUAACUAAGACGGAAACUACAACAAGGAAAGCUAUACCUGAAAAUGUCGCAAAUCAUUCAGAAGUCGAAGCUAUCUUGAAGAGUCUCUCACAGACUAGUAUAUCGGAUGCGAGAAUCAAGGCCGGCAAUGACAUGCCCAACGUUGCACGAGAGAGGAAACUGAAAUUACAAUCAAGUAAACCCUCAAAACCACUGAUUGUUGAAAAUACGGAAACACCGUCUAAUGCUCUAGAGGAAUACCGUCUCGUAGAUCGUCAGUCUAGAGUACAAAACGUGAGAUUCAACCAAAUAGCCAGUGAAUUUUUCAUUAUGCCGCUUAUAAAUGAGAUUUGGUUCGCACUCAAUAGUCAAGCACGUGUUAGAUUGGAUAAAGAGUUUUUAGGACCUUUAUUACAGACCUUAGCCUUAAUGUUAUGGUCAGCUAGGAACGCACCUGAGUUUAUACACAUUCUCGCAUUAGAGUCAUUGGAAUUGAUCUUGGCUCUACCUCAAUAUACCAUAGCAGCCUCUGUAAAUGUUGCACUAGCAGUUGUUAGUCUCUCGAAUGACAUAGAGGGAGGUAGAACACUCGCUGAGAGUUCGAAAUUACCAUUGUUAAGACGAUGGGCCGAGAACGCCUAUGAUUUACUUGAAAGUACGGAUGAGAAUAAGAAUUGCGCUGCUCUUUUAGUAAAAAUUCAAGAGAUCUGGGAUAGACAUUCUACUCUCGUCAUGGCAACCACCUUAUCCGUUGGUGUUUAACUUAAAUGUAGGCGCAUCAUAGACUACUCCAUAUUUAUGAAAAUGCACAUUUAAAUUGCAAGUGUUAUUUGAACGUAAUUAUUUUAAGAUGC
Molecule: messenger RNA, 2489 nt
Organism: Wallemia mellicola CBS 633.66
Lineage: Eukaryota; Fungi; Basidiomycota; Wallemiomycetes; Wallemiales; Wallemiaceae
Exons: 3
Coding region: 283-2397 (704 amino acids)
Biological process (GO): telomere maintenance via telomerase; protein stabilization
Cellular component (GO): cytosol
Molecular function (GO): telomeric repeat DNA binding; Hsp90 protein binding
Source: RefSeq, a predicted model, not a curated record